GUGUGUGUGUGUGUGCAGGUGGCCCGCGAGGCCCACUUCUCAGGCCAGAGCUACCUGGACAUCGACCACAGUGACAUCCCGGGCCUCAGGGACAACUUCUAUGCCGGCUUCGGCUUCCGCACCCAGCAGAAGGCCGGACUCAUGCUGUACCACCAGGCCAAGGACGGGGUGUGCCAGGUGUUCCUGGAUAAGGGUCACGUGGUAGUGAGGGCGGGGAACAGCGAGGUCAGGUCCCAGACGGCCCUGAACGACGACAACAGUCACUACGUGGCUCUGUACAGCAACAGCAACGGGAUGCGCCUGUAUGUGGACGAUUCUCUGGUGAAGGCGGGCGACGGAGGCCGUGCCGCGGGCAACGGGCCCUCCGUCUCCGCGGCGACGUCCGGCAGCUUCUACCUCGGGGGAACGCCCGACCAGUCCACCAGCAACCUGACGGGCUGCAUCAGCAACCUGUUCAUCAAGAGUAUGUCGGAGUCCCAGGGCGUGCAGAACAUGCUGAAGGUGAAGGAGAACGUCAACGUUCCUCUGGACUGCCCCGCAGCCCAGAAGCCGCAGUCCAUCGUGGCUGCUGCCCCCAAAGCAAGGAACAAGCAGGGUAAGAACAAGAAGCCAGCAGGCUCUCGGAGCCGCAGUACCAGGGAGUCCUGCCAGGGGGAGCCGUCGCCCCCGGAGACUGGAGCCACACACUUCAGUGGCUCCGCCCACAGCCACCAGAGACACGACAACCUGCCGCGCGAGUUCAGCAAGAGUCCCCACAUCUCUCUGGGCGUGAGGAUCAACUCGUCCGAAGGCCUCGUUCUCCGCACUACCCAGCAGGGGGGCGGGGCUGUGAUGUCACUGAGGGUGUCAGAGGGACACCUGGUCCUAUUGGUGGAGGGAGGCAAGCGGAAGGCCAGCCUCCGCAGCCGCAGGAAGUACAGCGACAACCAGUGGCACACGGUCUUCAUAAAGCGGGAUGGAGAUAAGAUCAGCCUGGUGGUGGAUGGGAUCAACGCGCUGUCCAAGAAGCUUCCAGGAGGGGACAAGUUCCGGCUCUCUGGGCCCCUGUACGUCGGAGGGGCCCCUCUCGCCCUGCUGGCCCCUGGAGCCGGAGGGAUGGUGGGCUGUGUUCGAGGGCUGAAGCUGAACGAGGUGCCUGCGGGGACCCCCUCCCACAGCCAGGGGGCAGCACCCUGCUUCCUCAGCCUGCUGCACCCUGGGGCCUACUUCUCCAGAGAGGGAGGACACAUCGCCAUAGACGACUCGGUGGUCCUGGGCAAGGACUUUGAGGUCCGGCUGGAGAUCAGGGCUCGCUCGGACUCUGGGCUGCUGUUGCAUGCUGGGACGUCAGAGCACUUCUUCAACGUGGUGCUGAACCAGGGAGAGGUGACCGUGACAUUAAACAGUGGUAGUGGAGUGUUCUCCACCCCCCUCACUCCAGAAGUGUCAAUCUGUGACGGACACUGGCACACCUUGAGCGUGAUGAAGAGAAGCAGCGUUCUGCAGAUCCAGGUGGACGGAGUCAGUCAAAGUAGCAUCGGGCCCAAAGCCAGUCGCUCAGCAGGGGGCAAACUCACCCUCUACCUUGGGGGCGCACCUGAUGGUGCUGUGGUGCCAGGCCUACCCGCUGGCCUGCCCUCCUUCCACGGCUGCGUCCGCAAAGCCAGCCUCAACCAGCGGGCGGUCCCCCUGAACAAGCCUCUGGCCCUGCACGGAGCCGUGGGCACCCAGGGGUGCCCCCACGAUUAGGGAACACACACACACACACACACGCACGCUCAUUGUCACAAAUAAUCUCACAUACACUCUCAUGCACACCCAAUUGGUAAAGUAAACAAGCACUCCACCUUAAAAAUGAAUAAAUACAAACAUAAAUACAUGAAUGGAGAAACACACCUGGUGCAAAGGUUCUACCUGUAUAAGACCUCCGACCCGAACACUCACACCUCUUCUGUCCUCACAUUCCCCGAUGACGGCCUCAUAUGUUACUGUAGCUAAUUUAAAAACAGAAAUAUUUAUUUUUUACUUUGCGGAAAAAAAAGUUAUAUUUUUUACUCGAUUGCGUGUCUUUAUCUCAAUAUUCCUGUGUUGUGUGCUCUUAGCUACAGGGACCUAUGAGAAACCACCGUUAGAGUCAGAGGUAUGGAGAGGUUAUGUAGAAACUCUAACACUGGUGCUGAAACUGCGCAGUUGACCACUUGUUACUUUGGCGACGCCUACAGGUCAAUCACAGUACAACAUGCAAAAUUCAUUCAACUGUAUUGGUGCUAAUUGUCCAAAUGUUUUAUCUCGCGUUCAUGAAAGAGAUAAAGAAGAGAAUGCAGAUUACCUCUGAAACAGUAGCUUGAUGAGGCAACAUUUCCUUCAGGGAGAGCUAUAAGUUAGCUAAGCUAGCCUCCUGGUAAUUGGUGAAGAACAGCUGAUUAUUCAGGUUAUGAAAACAAACUGUCACGUUGAACUUUGACCACACAAUUUCUACCUUGUUUGUCAUUCAUGGAAGUCUUAAAAUAUUCACCUCAUUCCUCAGAAAACUGUUUCUCAAAUUAAUCGACAGUUUGUUUUUAAGCUGGAAAUUCUUAGCGCACAUAUUGAGUUAUCGAGAUCUCUCUAUAUAUAUAUAUAUCCAUCACCCUGUUUAAAUAUGAACUACAAUGUUGAACGAUGGCGGAGGAAUUUCACAGCAUAUUGUAACAUUAACGAUUCUACUUUGAAUACAAUUGUUUGAAUCCCUAGUUUCCAAAAUGUGUCCAUUUAAAACAAUAGUUACGUAUGUAACUACGGUUCUAUGAAUUCCGGAUGACCGCCAGAGGCGGUGCUAAAGCACUGCCUCUGGCGGUCAGUAGGAAUGAAAUAGAACGAUUAUCUAACUUUCGAGAAGACCUGAACGUGUUUUGUAUUUGAUUUUAUGAUUUGAACCGUAAUCUCCUCCGAGUCCAUCAUUGCCAGAUUAAAUAUGAAAUGUAUUCCCCUCACAUACACGUAUCCAAUAAAACAUUCAUACCAA
Messenger RNA from Gadus macrocephalus (Pacific cod), 2983 nucleotides. Its product is annotated as laminin subunit alpha-4-like. The transcript has 12 exons. NCBI's taxonomy places the organism in Eukaryota, Metazoa, Chordata, Actinopteri, Gadiformes, Gadidae. The coding region runs from base 142 to 1728 and encodes 528 amino acids. The record is from RefSeq and is a predicted model, not a curated record.